AAAAAUCUCCCAAAAUUCGAAAAGCAAAUCGCAAUUCGCACCAAUCGUGCUCGUCGCCGGCGACCACCUCCGCCAGCCGGAUCACCGCGACCGCCAUUACCUCCUCGGCGAGCAACUCGGAGGGACAGUCACCCCCGCCACUGCGCCGGAUCUACUUCCCACUCUCCUGUCCUCUCCUCUCUCUCUCUAUCGCCAUCGCCAUCCGUCCACUGCUCCCCAGGUCAAGUCCACCCAGAAAAUUCCAGCCCAACUGCCUCCGCCCUCCGGCCACCCCACCGCGGAAACCCUUAUUUAUACCACUACCACCACCUCACCGUCGCUUCGCCCGCCACGGCGACCUCGACGACUCCCCCUGCCUCGCCCCCGACCUCUCCGGGCCGCAAGCGCCGCCGCGAGCCCGGCCCCGACCCUGACCCGGACCCAGGCGCCGUCUCAGCCACGGGGAACUCGUUGGGCGGCCGCGGCGGCGGGGGCAGCCGCGGCGCCUCCCGCCCGCCCGCCACGGCUCCGCCCCCGCGCACUGAGUAUGACCUUUUCGCCCUUCUCGUGGAUCCGCCGACGCGGGUGCUCACGCAGAAAGAGGUGAAGCACUGCAAGGAGGCGCUCAAGGCGCUCAAGAAGAAGAUCAAGCAACCCGCCGCGAUUUCCAAGGAGUUCUAUGCCCUCCCGGACAUAAGAAUAGCACCUCAAACGGGAAAUUUUACUGCUGCUCUCAAUCCUGCUAAUAGGGAAAAAAACCGCUACAGUGAUGUCAUGCCUUUUGAUGCAACCAGGGUACGUUUAAAGUCCUCAACAGGUGAUCGGCCUUCAAGAAAUGACUACAUAAAUGCAAGCCAUAUAAAGAUUGACAGCAGAAAUAAAAGUCAAACACAGUUCAUUUCCACUCAAGGUCCACUAAUCAAGACAUUUGAGGAUUUCUGGCAGAUGGUGUAUGAAAACCAGUGUUCUGUGAUUGUUAUGCUCACUAAAUUUGAUGGUGCUAAGUGCGAUGGAUAUCUUCCAAUGGACAAAGGAGAAGAAGGAUAUUAUGGAAAACUCAGUGUUAAGACCACACAGUACAGAAAAGAUGGUGACUUAGUACUGCGUGGUUUGGAGUUGGAGGUACAACAGAAUGAGUCACGUAUAGUUCGCCGUGUUCUCCACAUUCAGUACUCUGAAUGGCCUGACCAUGGGGUGCCAUAUCACAGUGCUUCUGUACGACAAAUUUUAAGACGAUUAUAUGACAUUCCAAGAGAGCAUCCAGUAGUUGCACAUUGCAGUGCAGGCAUUGGAAGAACUGGUGCUUAUAUCACUAUCCACAAUACUAUAGAGAGGAUUUUAUCUGGUGACAUGUCAGCUUUGGAUCUUUCUGAAACUGUUACAAAAUUUAGAUCCCAGCGACCUGGAAUGGUCCAAACAGAGGACCAAUACAAGUUUUGCUAUACUGCAAUUGUGGAUGAGCUGAACGAUCUGCUACCAAAUUCAAAACACUGAAUCAUUUCUGAGAGACGAUCAGUGUCCCGGGUAUCUGACAAAUUGUCGCAAGUCUUCCCUCGAUUCUUUAAGUCUAGGUAACAGCAUUCAUGUACAGCAUGAAUACUGAAAUUACUGAACUUCAGGCUUCAGCAGGAAGCCUCUCUAACUUCUCCACACCACACCAAGAACCAUGCGUAUCCCAGGUUUAUGCCUGGCCUGCUCUGUAUCCGAUGCUGAUGAUGUUCACAAAGGUUUGGAAUUUGCAGCGGUGCUUCUCCUGCCCACCUAACCUGUGAUUGUUUGGUAGCAGUAGUAAGAGGUGCACCGUGCAUGUGAUGAAAUCUUUCGGAAGUUUCUAAGACUCAGCUUUGUCACUUUCCAAGCGGUAGUGACGCUGCCUGCCGCCCCCCUUUGUUUCUGUCUGAACUGAAGUCAAAUGUCUGGAGAAGAUUGAAACGGCUGUUGCUACUGCAAAUGCGGUGAUGGCGUUGUCUUCUA
Messenger RNA from Oryza brachyantha (malo sina), 1953 nucleotides. RefSeq names its product protein-tyrosine-phosphatase PTP1-like. The record is from RefSeq and is a predicted model, not a curated record. NCBI's taxonomy places the organism in Eukaryota, Viridiplantae, Streptophyta, Magnoliopsida, Poales, Poaceae. Gene Ontology annotation, molecular function: protein tyrosine phosphatase activity. Gene Ontology annotation, biological process: protein dephosphorylation. Bases 754 to 1473 code for a protein of 239 amino acids. The transcript is spliced from 9 exons.